AUGGUACGCGUUGCUCUUCUAGUGACCAUUUUGGCGGUCCUGUGUUAUACGAGCCAGGCUUAUAACUCGGCUCGUAUCCCGGCUCAAGUUGGAAAUACGGAAUUGCGCAAGGAUAUCUCCGAUCAGAUACAACAAAUACUUAAUCUUAUUCCUAAGGAAGUGCAAGAAAUUGAGGAUUUCAAGAACAAAUUCACGAAAAAUUUCGAACAACUUGUCAACGAAGCCGAGAAAGGGAAAACGACCGCCAUAAACGUAUUCGAGAAAGCUAAAGAAAAUGCCAAGAAACUGUUACAAGAGGGAAAGAAAAAUGAAAACCAAGUUCUCGAAAAGCUUAAGAAUGUGGAACAAGAAAUCGUGACAAAUUAUCAGUAUACGCUGAAUGAUAGAAUUCAGAGCAUUAAAGAUACCUUCGGGAAGUUAAAUAAAGAGGAGAAACAGAAACUCCAAGACAAAUUGACAGUAAACUCGAAGAAGAUUAUGAAUGAUGCCGAUGAGGUCAUCAAAAAAUUUAAAGAAAAUAUAAACGAAAUGGAGAAGGAUAAUAAAGUGGAAGAGUUGAAAAACAUUCUAGAUAAAUCCUUUAACAGCUUUAAAUUAAAAGCAAUAAAGAAUAUCAAAGACGAGGUCGGUAAGGUAAAGAGAUCGGUCGACGAUGUUAUAAGGUAUAGACGACAGGCAGGAGGCAUAAUAGGAGAGCUCUUGGACCGUGUUUGGAAGAGAACGAAGAAUAUCGGAGACACUGGAAUAAAGUCUUCCAAGGAUAUCUUAGAUAACAUGAAAAAGUUUCUGAAUAACGAAUUCAUAACAGGAAAGGGGACGAAACAAAACGUUAAAGAAAAUACUGAAGGCGAAGAUAUUGAAGGCGAUACUGAAAUUUAA
This is a messenger RNA of Atta colombica, 879 nucleotides long. RefSeq lists its product as uncharacterized. The transcript has 3 exons. Lineage: Eukaryota; Metazoa; Arthropoda; Insecta; Hymenoptera; Formicidae. Bases 1 to 879 code for a protein of 292 amino acids. The record is from RefSeq and is a predicted model, not a curated record.